UUCGCCCGGCCUGCGAGAGCUUCGAGGGAAGCUAGGCGGCAGCGAGUAGCGGCGAAGUUGCUUCUGAGGGAGCCUAAGAUGACCGGUUCUAACGAGUUCAAGCUGAACCAGCCACCCGAGGACGGCAUCUCCUCGGUGAAGUUCAGUCCGAACACCUCCCAGUUCCUGUUGGUCUCCUCCUGGGACACGUCCGUGCGCCUUUACGAUGUGCCGGCCAAUUCCAUGCGGCUCAAGUACCAGCACACCGGCGCCGUCCUGGACUGCGCUUUCUACGAUCCAACACAUGCCUGGAGUGGGGGAUUAGACCAUCAAUUAAAAAUGCAUGAUUUGAACACUGAUCAAGAAAAUCUUGUUGGAACCCAUGAUGCCCCUAUCAGAUGUGUUGAAUACUGUCCAGAAGUGAAUGUGAUGGUUACUGGGAGUUGGGAUCAGACAGUUAAAUUGUGGGAUCCCAGAACCCCUUGUAAUGCUGGGACCUUCUCUCAGCCUGAAAAGGUAUAUACCCUCUCAGUGUCCGGAGACCGGCUGAUUGUGGGCACCGCAGGCCGCAGAGUGUUGGUGUGGGACUUACGGAACAUGGGCUACGUGCAGCAGCGCCGGGAGUCCAGCCUCAAGUACCAGACUCGCUGCAUACGAGCAUUUCCAAACAAGCAGGGUUAUGUAUUAAGCUCUAUUGAAGGCCGAGUGGCAGUUGAGUACUUGGACCCAAGCCCUGAGGUACAGAAGAAGAAGUAUGCCUUCAAGUGUCACAGACUAAAAGAAAAUAAUAUUGAGCAAAUUUACCCAGUCAAUGCCAUUUCGUUUCACAACAUCCACAAUACCUUUGCCACAGGUGGUUCUGAUGGAUUUGUAAAUAUUUGGGAUCCAUUUAACAAAAAGCGACUGUGCCAGUUCCAUCGGUACCCCACCAGCAUUGCGUCACUCGCCUUCAGUAACGAUGGGACUACACUUGCAAUAGCAUCAUCGUAUAUGUAUGAAAUGGAUGACACGGAACAUCCUGAAGAUGGUAUCUUCAUUCGCCAAGUGACAGAUGCAGAAACAAAACCCAAGUCACCAUGUACUUGACAAGAUUUCAUUUACUUAAGUGCCAUGUUGAUGAUAAUAAAACAAUUCGUACUCCCCAAUGGUGGAUUUAUUACUUUUAACAAAGAAACCAGGGAAAAAUUUUAAUUUUAAUAUUAUAAGAACCUGAAAAUAUUGGAAAAGAGGUUUUUAUUGCUUUUUUUAAAAAACAAACACUUUCUUUAGUGCAUGAGAUGGUUUGAUGGUUUGCUGCAUUUAAAGGUAUUGGGCCAAACAGAAUUGGAGGGCAGCGACAGCACUUUUGAGAAUCAGUUUUGACCUUGAUGGGUUUUGUUUCCAUUGUGGAAAUAAAUGUUUGUGAAUAAAUGUAGGUAGUAAAACCCCCUUUGCAUUCUUUGUG
Messenger RNA from Mesoplodon densirostris (Blainville's beaked whale), 1423 nucleotides. It is a transcript of the gene BUB3, whose product is annotated as BUB3 mitotic checkpoint protein. Gene Ontology annotation, biological process: mitotic spindle assembly checkpoint signaling. The transcript is spliced from 8 exons. Gene Ontology annotation, cellular component: mitotic checkpoint complex; bub1-bub3 complex; kinetochore. The record is from RefSeq and is a predicted model, not a curated record. The coding region runs from base 79 to 1065 and encodes 328 amino acids. Gene Ontology annotation, molecular function: ubiquitin binding. NCBI's taxonomy places the organism in Eukaryota, Metazoa, Chordata, Mammalia, Artiodactyla, Ziphiidae.